CAGUAAAUUGAGAGGUCAAAAAAAAAAACCACCAAUGUAUCCUCAAUCCCCCACUGCUCACUGCUUCUCGUUGUUUCUCAGGUAUCCGCUAGUUUCAUUCUUCACCAUUCAAUCUCGUAGUAAAGUGGACCUGGAAACCGUGAUGACUGGCCAGUGACUGUCAUGGCACUGAAAUUCAAUGGUCAGCUUCUUCUUCCUUCGUAUCCCAAAUUCCCAACGACUGAUCAAUUGCCCAUCAAAGUCUCUGCUUGUCAUCCUCCAUUUUCAGACCAUAUACAUUCCCCCAACAAGGCAAAGAAGCCAUUUUUGUUAUCCAAAGUACUCUCACUAGCCAUCGCUAUAACCCUAUCAUCCUCCGAGUCUCCAUCACCUUCCUUGGCUAUCCCUGCUCUCAAUGGUUCCCAGACUUCUCAGUCUCCUUUACUCCCGACAACUACUCCAUUUUCUCAAGCCAAAAACUUGCCAAUUGGGCUCGAAAACGGAAAAAUCAGGCCUUGCCCCUCCAUAAAUCCAGGUUGUGUAUCAACUAACCCCAACUCCGCUUCCUUUGCAUUCCCAUGGGUGAUCCCUGAAAGUUCUUCACGAGAUGCCAUUAAGCAAUUAGAGGAUGCAAUUCUCAUGACACAGAAGAAUGUGAAGAUCCAAAGCGUUGAAGACACUCCAUAUGGUAAAUACCUGCAGGCUGAGGUUGAUGGAGGAUUCAGCCGCGAUGUCUUGGAAUUUUUAGUAAAAGGAGAAACAACUGUUACAUAUAGAGCUAUGGCCACAAAGGUGACUUAUGUUUACCCCUUCACUACAGCUUUUGGAGAUUCUAAAGGACAAGAAGAAAGAAUGAAGCAGAUUGUACAGCGGCUAGGGUGUGAAUCUCUACACUAACAACAUGUGGCAUGGAGGAAAUGGAAGGCUGGUCAUGGAGGAGCAGAAGCCUUUGCCAGGGAAAAAGGGGUUGAAUGUUGAAACUACAGAUUCGAGCCAUUUCAUCAUUGAUGCAACCGUGCUGAGGGAUAUAUGCCCGUCAUCUUCAGUUGCAACAACUUCCAUUAUUUUUUCAGAAGGGAACAUUAACAUAGUUGGAUGAGUUAUAUAAAAUUUGCAAAAGAAAGAGUUUAAUAGUCUAG
Messenger RNA from Coffea arabica (coffee), 1118 nucleotides. Its product is annotated as thylakoid lumenal 17.9 kDa protein, chloroplastic-like. The record is from RefSeq and is a predicted model, not a curated record. NCBI's taxonomy places the organism in Eukaryota, Viridiplantae, Streptophyta, Magnoliopsida, Gentianales, Rubiaceae. Gene Ontology annotation, cellular component: chloroplast thylakoid lumen.